GCCGCUUCCUGCCGGCGCGGGGCGGGACCGGUGAGGCCGAACUCUGCCCGCCCCGCCCGGGUCCGCCAGCGGGGGCGGAGAGCCGCCGGCAGCGCGGGCCAUGGCGGGCCGGAACGCGGGCACCGAGCUGGAACUCGGCUGGAUCUCAAAAGUGCAUGUGAAUCGACCUGCAGUUGUGAGGCAUGCAGAACAAAUUAAAAAAUGGAGAACUGUGAAAGGUAAUUGGCAAGCUGCUUGGCUGCUGAAAGCUGUUACCUGCAUAGACCUUACCACGCUUUCAGGUGAUGAUACUCCUUCAAAUGUUCACAGAUUGUGCUUUAAAGCAAAGCAUCCCAUCAGAGAGGAUCUGCUGAAAGCCUUGGAUAUGCAUGAUAAAGGUAUUACUGUUGGAGCGGUUUGUGUAUAUCCUGCAAGAGUCGCCGAUGCUGUUAAUGCCCUAAAAGCUGCUGGUUGUAAUAUACCAGUAGCUUCAGUGGCUGCUGGAUUUCCAUCUGGACAAACUCCUCUAGAAACCAAACUGGCUGAAAUAAAGCUAGCUGUGGAAUAUGGUGCCAGAGAGAUUGACAUUGUCAUUAGCAGGAGCCUGGUGCUGACUGGCCAGUGGGAAGGUCUCUACGAGGAGAUCCGUCAGUGCCGUGAGGCCUGUGGAGAAGCUCAUAUGAAAACCAUCUUGGCAACAGGUGAACUGGGGUCCCUUGCUAACGUCUACAAAGCCAGUAUGAUAGCUAUGAUGGCAGGUUCUGAUUUUAUAAAGACGUCUACAGGAAAGGAGGUGGAAAACGCGACCUUUCCGGUUGGAGUAGUCAUGAUGCGAGCCAUUAAAGAAUUCUACUGGCGAACUGGCAACAAGGUUGGAUUUAAACCUGCUGGGGGCAUUCGGACAGCAAAAGACGCUAUUACUUGGCUGAUGCUGGUGAAGGAGGAACUGGGAGUGGAAUGGCUGACGCCAGAGCUCUUCCGCCUGGGUGCCAGUAGUUUGCUGGAAGACAUUGAGAAACAGAUUUUCUAUCACGUGACUGGCACUCAUGCACUUCAGCAUGACCUGGCAAUGGCUUAGACACAAAAUCAACUCAGGAUUACUUUUACAAAAGAGGUCUUUAAGCAAACAGCAUUCAGAAGUCUUCUGACAACCAAGUGCAUAUGACAGAAUUAAAGACCUAAUUCUCCCUUCUUCAUAUUUUAUAGUAUUUAAAAAUAUGCUCAAGUCUGCUGGUUGUACUUGAUCCAAAAGCAGGAAAAAAUGGUAAUUCUGAAAUAGUUAAAUAGUUAAUACUUACAGAUUUGCAAAGUUAAUCUUGCAAAGUCUUCCUCGGACCAGCCUGAAAAGCUUAUUAAUGGGAGCACUGAAAUACUAUGAAAAAGAUUUAGGUGGCCUGGUAACACUUUGCAGUCGCAGAAUAUGAAAUAUCUAUGGAAUAUUUCACAUUGCUAAUUAAGAACUACAGAUCUUGGAAUAGCUUUCCAUUCACCUCAGACAAAAUCUUCUGCCACAGAUGUGUUGCACUAUUAAUUGUUAUGUUGAUUCAGUUUCAAGCAUUGUAACCCGAGAAAAUGAAACUUGGCUAUUAUUUUCUUUUAUAAAAUGUCUCUGUAGCAAAAAAAAAAAAA
Messenger RNA from Calidris pugnax (ruff), 1608 nucleotides. RefSeq names its product deoxyribose-phosphate aldolase (putative) (gene DERA). NCBI's taxonomy places the organism in Eukaryota, Metazoa, Chordata, Aves, Charadriiformes, Scolopacidae. Gene Ontology annotation, biological process: deoxyribonucleotide catabolic process; carbohydrate catabolic process. Bases 101 to 1057 code for a protein of 318 amino acids. The transcript has 9 exons. Gene Ontology annotation, molecular function: deoxyribose-phosphate aldolase activity. The record is from RefSeq and is a predicted model, not a curated record. Gene Ontology annotation, cellular component: cytoplasm.